AUGGCAGAGCUCGUUGAUAUAAACAGAACAUGUCAACUUUUGGGCUCUUCUAAAUUAGUUGAUAGAGGAUCGGGGCUAAAGGAAGUCCAGCUUCUGCUUCAGCCGGGCUCUAAAAGCCGAGCUUAUUUACCCAAAAACACAACAGCGAUUCUUCAAGGCCUUAGUUCUCUUCUCAUUUCCGAAUGUUUAUUAAAGGCAGGACUUCCUUCUAAACGAAUCUUAGAUGCUUCAGCAUGCCUUAAGGAAAUAGUCAAAAAUACAGCACCUUCUCAAACUCCUGACAAAUUCAUAUCAAUCAUAGAAACCAUCACAAAAACAUUCCCAAAGACGGUGAUUGACGAUGACAGUUUUAAACAACUGGCCGGAAACUAUGGCAAAGUUUUAUUUGAGAUUUUUCGCCACAAAAAACACUUGGAGUCCUAUUCCCAAAAACAUAAUCACAGUGGACCCAGACUUUUGGAUUUUAUUUCGGAAACCAUCGAAUCGGCCCUAGUUGUUCCCGAAGACGAUGAUGACGAAUAUGUACACCGCCGGCACUCACAAUCAACAGGUGUUUUCAAAACAUUUCCUCAUUAUCUAACCGACUUUCUCGAGUGUAUGAUUUACAUUCUUGAACUACCAAUUGUUUUCAAGGAAAAGUACCUCCAAAAUGCAUGGGUGUCAAUCAACCGUUAUUUUUAUUACUCCAAAGAGCGUUUUAAUCAAAUGUUGGCUCUCAAAGCUUCAAUCAUGCUGUUCUACCAUACCCUAAGUAUACAGAGCGAAUUAUGCUCUGUUAUCGCUGUUAGAGUUUAUAAAUAUCUUCCAACUAUGUGGGAAACAAAAACACAUGCUCUUAAGGAAUUGAUUCUGGUAUUUCUUCGAGUCUCUUUACCCUUGAUGCUUGAAACUGCACUUUCAUUUGAUUCUGCUAGUGAACGUGACCAAUCCUUGUUUUAUCAAUCUGUAACCUCCCUUCACCAAUUUAUGAAAGAAGAGCAUCCUUUAAACAUUUGCGAAAUUGAAAUAGUCAGUGACGAUAUCAAUAAAAACAGUGAAACUUCUGAGUGGUUUAAAACUGAUACAUUUCGUCUCAAGUCAACGGCAAACGUUCUUUCGUGGAUUUCAAGUGCUGCAUACUAUUCAGUCUGUUACUUUUAUGCAAUCAUCAACAAAUCAAAAUUUUGUUUUAAUCGCAAACGCCCUCGUUUAGCUGCUUCACCAUUCACUCCCUCCAGCACAUUUAGUUCUUUUUCUUCUAAUCAAAUUGAACAAUAUGAAGAAAAUGACGAUGACUCUGACAAAACCCUUGAUCGACACAUUAUCAAAAUAUUAUCUUCCCCCUUGUCAAGCAUUGAUCAAUGCACUCAUCAUGUCCAGUUUUUUUUGUUCUAUUGCAACGAUACUGAUAUUAAAGAAACCUCCUGUGAUUUAAUUUUUCAAAGUUUGUGCGAAUGGGUUUAUGAAGACAAUCUCGAACUUUCUUCAUGGUCUCUUCUUGGAAUCAAUCUUCUUUUGCAGCGGUUCCCCAACCAUGACUUUUCCUCUUCUUUAUUAGAUAACCUAUGGGGAAUUGUUUUUCAACGCCUCCACACUCAAGAGUUUGGUCCUGUUGGCUGCCAAUUUAUCAAAAAUGUUUUAUCUGGGAAAAGAUACUCUCCGACACAACAUAAGCUUCAUGUCGAAAAAGUUAUUUCAACCUUUAAUACCACCGGCCCUAAGCUUAGCUCACCCACCAUUAAUCUCGUUUAUGAUGUUUUAAUUAAAAUGCCUACCUUUUCCCAAGUGCAAAGUGAUGCUAGAGAGAGUUUAAUUUUCUGGGCCAUUAGCCAAGUUAUAAACACCUCUCCAGGCCAUAUAGAGCGUUUUUACCACGUCAGCCCGUUGUCUGCUGCGUCGGUAUUUUUAGCUCUUUGUGGUAUUAAAUUGGAAACUCCAACUGAAUUGGACAAAGAUCCUUGCUAUUACGGAAACAUUCCAGCCUUUCAAAUACUCUUUCGCAACCAUCUUGCUUCAGAAAAAUAUAUUUACGAGUCAUGGAAAAAAGAAAACCAGGACAAAAUAGUCAGCUCGAAGCCAAUACCCUUUGCACAUUUCAAUGAAUUUGAGCUGCCUUUAGAAGAAGUUACCAAAAUCCUAAAGCACACCAAAGCUACAGCUGCAGUCUUGCAAAGCAAAUUAAAAACUCCUGAAAUUUGGAAACGCUUUUUAGCUACCCCGUUGUCUUUAAAGCAUAUUAUUGAAUGUUAUGCCUCCUUUUUUUUAAUUGUUUCCAGAAUUUCUGACCGUUACAAAGAUGCUAGCGGUAUUUGUGAUGAGUGUGUUUCACUCGUUAUCACCUUAGUUUCCGAGCUUCAAAUGCUGUUAGAAGGAGAAAAUUUACAACAAGAACAUUUUUCCAAUAUUCUACUUGGUGUUGAUAAUUUUUUUCAAAUUUUUCCGUACUUGAGCCAGGAAAGAUCUCAUUUAAACGCCUACUCAUCAAUGUUAACCAAAAUAUUAAAAAUUUUUGUCAAGGCUAUUGAAAAAAAGCAGUCUACCAAUCAUGUUGACGAAAAUGAUAUAGAUAAACGUGCAGAGAACAACAAUAAGUUUACAGACUUUGAGCUUUUGGGAUUUAAAAACUUUCCCACUCUUUCCCAAAUUCAUCAUUGGCACAGUAAUGAAACCAAUUUGGAAAUCCAUGUUUUUCGUAUUUUUACAAUUUUAAAGAUCAAGGUCAAAUGCAUUCGUCCUCCCGGAGAGCCACCUGGGGCUGUUUUAGACGAAAUAAAUGCUUCAAUGAUUGCUAGCCAUGAUCCCUUAUUUAUUUUCCACAAUCUUGGCAUUUUAAAUUGUCCGAUACACAACUUGUCUUCUGAAAAUGAUCAUGAUUUAAAACAAUUCCUUACAAUUUUAGAUUUUGCCUAUGCUAGAUUGAUUUGCAAAGGAUCUCUUUUCAACGCUGAGUCUACAUUGAUUUUGUUUUUUCAAGUUUUGGAGAGAUACAUUUCACUUUGGAUUGUUUUAGAACUUAAAAAGUCUCCAGUUUAUGAUAUCAUAGAUGCUCUUUUUAGGCUGGCUAAAAACGUUAAUGGUGUUCAAGUCCAGUUUGCCAUGUUAUCAUUUUUAGCUAGUGUCAUUCGCCAUGACCAUUUAUUCUUGCUUCCAAAAGAUGGCGUCAAUGUGAUUUCAAAGUUUGCUGAAGUUUUUCACUCAACCCGCAUUGCCCAGUUUUAUGGAACCUCUUUUUUGGGAGAUAUUUUCACUGCUAUUCCCUUUUACAAUCAUUAUGAGAUUUAUCAGCAAGCAAUCCGGCCCAACUUUCCCAAAGGUAGACAUGACAAUCUCGUUUUUUGCAUAUACACAAUUUUGCAGUCCUCUUUACAUUCUAGCAACAUUCUCUCUCUUUCGCUUUACGACAUUUUAAGCUUUGGAGUCUUUCAGACAGACAAUAUAGCGAACAGUGCUUUCCCAAGUGUCGCCAUACAAAAGAUUGCUGCCAAAUAUAACUUCCCUAAACCUCAAAAUCUUUUUGUCAAGUUUUCAAACGCUAUAUUGUUUCAUUGGUGCUUUGAAUAUGAAAAGGAGAAAAUGACUAAUGGAAAAUAUUUGACGAAUGAAGCUAUUGAUGAGUCGCCUCGAAUCUUUAAAUUUCCGUUUUAUAUGCUAGGAAUCAAAACAUUGUUAGAUUUUCUAUUUAUUUGUAUUGAUGAUUCUAUUAUUUGGACUUUAAAGCUUUACGACGAUUGUAAGGACAGAAUUGAGAGUACUGUAAUAGCUGCUGGACUUGACAUUAACAAAAUCUUGGUGCAAAAGUUUUCUUCCUUAUUCGUUGGAAGUUUGCUGUCUUCUGAAGAGAUUCCUCCCAAAAACUCUCCUUUUGAAGUUUUUAAUUUAUGGCUACCAGAAUACGAGGUUUCAAACUUAGUAUCUAGUCAAGCGUUGGACAUUUUUUUAAAAACCAUUCAAAAUAUUGAUGUUUAUGGCUAUGAUGAGAGUCAAGGUAUAGCUCCCAACUACUUUUUUCAAACGAUGUUACCGGUUUAUGGUAGUGUUGUUCCCACUCCGAUUGCUCCCUUAGAUGCAUUUUAUUUGUGUCCUGAACAAUUUAAUUUUAUAAUUCAAAAUAUUACUGGAGACUCUGAUAUUAAAUGCCUUAUUGGCGAAGCCAGAAUAUAUUCGCUUUUAUCCCGCACUCUCAUUGACAGAAUUCACAAUAGUAUCAAUCCUGUGGAACGCUUGCUUAACUUUCGACGCCUUGUGUUUUUCAUAUGUUAUUCCGAUGUGUCUUUUAGUAGCUACUUACUAAAAAUGACCCUUGGUAGCAUCAUUUUGUUUUCAAACUAUUUUUGGGACUUGCCUGAGAUGGAAAAAGAAAUUGAUGUCACUAUCAGAUAUUUUCUCAAAUGCUUUAAUGGCGUGCUUACUAUUGAUGAGUCUUGUCUUUACAUUCCGUUGCUGUUCAAGAUUGUGGAAAACAUUUUUAUUUUGAAAACCAAAAACAAGCUUUCCUAUUCAGAAAUAUUUGACCGAGUUAGUUGGUUGCAACAGGAGCUUAUUAGACUUAACAAGCACGCUGUGCUCUUAGAUAUCAUUCUUGACUGGCUUUUAAACAAAGAAGUUAAAGACACAAUGCAUUUUGAGUACCAAUUUUUACUUGAUCCAGAAAACACAGCUUCGGCAAAAAAAGCGUUUCUUCAAAUAAUUUCUUGUCAAGCCGAAAUGCAGCCCAGUGUUACUUAUCUUCUUUUGAAGGAUGUUGACAUAAAGCCUGUUGUUAACUUACUACUCGAUUUCAUUGCUUCUGGAAAAGCAUCCGAUCAGUUUAUUUAUUGGGUUGCUCGUCUUAUUGGUGAUCGUUGCAAAAAAGAUGGUGUCAAAUCCAUGAACACUUUCUUUACUGAAGAUCCCACUGAUUUUGCAGCAGUCACCUUGGACGACUCUUUUAAGUUUAUUUUUGACAUGGUUCAGGAUAGAAUCCAUUUUGACAAUCUUGACAUUAUCAGCAAAGCUGAGUAUUGUUUACGUCAUUUGAUUUAUUAUCAGGAUGUGGAAAAAAUUAUUUCCAAUUACUCCGCCCUUUUGGACGGAUCGCUGGAUCAAAAGUACUUUGUAAUUUUUUCUUAUUUGCCUCGUGCAAAUUCUAUUCCUCUUCCAAACUAUUCUUUAGAAAAACUCAAGUUUUUUUUGGAAACCCCCAGUCAAUGGCUGAUUUCUUUGCAAGUGAUUCUGAUUGAAAAGAUGACUAAAGUCAUCCAUGGUUUUGUUUCAUUGGCGCCUCUUAUUACUUCUGAUCAAAAGUUCUGUGAAUCCAUUUUCCCUUAUCUGGUUAGCAUUUACCUUUCUACAAUUCCUGAUAGGGAGCUUUCUGAUGAUCUUAAUCAAGCAUUUUCGGAAGCCUUGACUGACCCAUCUACUCAUGUCAAAAUCAUUGACUGCAUUACUAACGCAUAUUUAUUUUUGCGUAAAAUGCAAAACUAUGGACAAAAUGGAGGGACCCUUCACCUGUCUAUUGACUUUACAUUAAUGUUGCAGGCCCUAAUUAGAGCUGGUCUUUAUGAAAAGGCUUAUAUGAUUCUGGAACUUCAAUGGUCCGCAGACAAGUUUGAAGAUACUUAUAACUACAACUAUUUAAUUGCCAAUCAAAUCUACGAGUCCAUCAACUUCCUCGACAUGUUUUAUGCUCGUCAAAAUUCAUACAACUUUUGGGAUACUUUGAAGCGAUUUUCUCAUGAAAAAGAUUAUGGCAAGUUGCUGCAGUUUCAAUCAGCAGCAAUGUCUGCUGGAUACGAUCAAAGCAGCUCCCCUCUUAUUCCGGAAACUCUUCAAAAGUACGGAUUGGAAGGUGUUUCAAAGUUGCUUUCUAACAACACUGUUUUUGAAAAUGACGCUGAAGUCUAUUCAUAUGCAUGGAAGCUAGAUCAAUGGGAUCUUCCAGAAGUUUCCACACCUAAAUCCAGAGGUGAAAUAAUGUACAACAUUAUGAAGAAGCUUCACGACGAUUAUCAAAAUUGUUUUCAGACCCUUGAUGAUGCGCGAAAGUCUACAAUUUCUCUCAUUUAUGACCGAAAUCAAACUAAGGAAGUGCUUCAAACACUUCAAAUAAUUGAAGAGUGCAACGAAAUUUACUGCGCUCGUAUACCCACCUCUAUUGAACAAGCUUCGAAAAAUUUAUUGACAUUGAAUUUGGGUUUGGACUCUACCCAUGAUUCAAGCUUUGAAGAGGUGGAAGACCUUUUACUUGCUAGAAACUUGUCUUGGAAGUUUAAGGAUAUAUUUACACAAAACUGCUACCGAAACUUGGGUGGUUUUAUGGCUGAUGGUCUUUACAACUCGGAUAACGGGUUUGAACCCUGUGCUCUUGCUUUUUCUAUAUCGCAAUAUUGUGAAGUGGCUCUUGAAAAGAAAGCCUUGCAAAAAGCCAUCAACGGUUCAUCUGAGCUAGAUUAUCUUUAUGAUAGAUUUAAGCACCUAAAGAACUCUGAUAAUGCUCAAAAGAUUAUGUUGAUUUCACAAAUGGAAAAGGCGAAAGUAAUGUGGCAAGUGGGUGAGAAAAGCUAUGCUAUUAAUCUUUUGCGUGGUCUCGAAGCGUUUACUCUGCUACCGUUUCUUGAGCAAGAAUGGAAACUCAUGAUCCGAUCUAAGUUGAUUGAAUGGUUUAAUGACUCUGGUUUUGACUUAUCUUCUAAAGUCACUGAUCUUUAUCUAAGACCUGCAAUUGGUGAUAUCCAGAAAUUAGCAUUAGACAGCCGAAUCAAGGCUGGAAUUUUGCAUACGCUUGCUGAGUUUUGCAACAAACAAUAUCAAGACAAGGAGAAAUGGGAUCGUCUUGACUUACUUGAAAAGCAAAUUGAUGUCAAAGACAACCAAGUCCGGUCUCUUAAGCGACAAAAACUGGAGACCAACGAAUCCAUUACCUUGAAUCGCUACCAAAAAAUAAUAGUGAACGAUAAACAAGAAUCCGAAGAAAUUAAGAACUACAUUCAGUACUAUCUUGAGUCUAGUGGGAGUCUUUAUUUACUUGCUGCGAUUACAGAUGGUCGAAACGGUGAAGACGUUGCAAAGUUCAUGUCUAUUUGGUUUGGAGACAUUGAAAAUGAAGGUUUGAACAAAGUGCUCACUCAACAAGCCAACUUCUUAGCACCCAUCCUUUUUGUUCCAUGGGUUAACCAACUGACUUCCCGGCUAGAUUCAAAUACUUCGGAGCCGUAUCAAAUGAAUGUGCGCAUGAUUGUUCAAUCUUUGUGUGAAUAUCAUCCUUAUCAUAUUGUUUAUCCACUCAGAUCUUUAUCUGUUGAUUUUGGCAAAACCAGAUUGUCACCUGGAAUGAGCCCAGAGGAAGUAUCUCGAGUUGCAGCAGGCCAAGAGCUUUGGAAUUUGAUGAUUUCCAAUGCUAGGGUUGGUUCACUGUUUGCAAACGUUGAUAAAUUUAUUUUAAAUGCCAUUCAUGUGGCUACAGUCAAGCCAGGUAAAUUGAACCAGUGUUCUCUCAACUCUUUAAGCAAAUCUAAGUUUUGGUGGAAACGUGAGCUAGGAAAAUUGAAUAUUCCAUCGCCUACAUUGCACAUUACUCCACGUGUGGAUUGCAAUUAUAGUCGGGAGCCUGCAUUGCCUUUAAUGACGAGCGCGGAUGAUGCUGUUGUGCUUGCUUCUGGUUUAAGUCGACCCAAGAUUAUCAAACUUUAUUUGAGUAAUGGGCAAAUUUCUAAGAUUUUGCUCAAAGGUGGUAAUGACGACAUGCGACAAGAUUCCAUCAUGGAACAGGUUUUUGAGCAAAUCAACACUUUGUUUAAGAAAUAUGAAGAGACUCGCAAGAGAAACUUGUCAAUCAGAACAUAUAAGGUCAUUCCUCUAGGGAAAAGUGCUGGUAUCAUUGAGUUUGUGGAGAAUACAGUGGCAUCAACUGACUUUUUGAGCAAUGCUCAUCGACGUUACUGGCCGAAGGACAUUUCAGAACGCGAUGCUCGGAGUGCCAUUGCAGAGGCUGUUAGCGGAACUCGAGAAAACCGAAUCCGUGUUUAUCGAGAAGUCGUUGCUCGCAUUCAUCCAGUAAUGCAUAUGUUUUUCCUAGAGAGAUUUUUCUCCUGCGACAAGUGGUUUUCAAGUAAAACCAAUUAUAUUCGUUCUACUGCCUCGAACUCAAUUCUAGGACAUGUUCUUGGUAUUGGAGACCGCCAUAUGGGCAAUAUUUUGCUAGACACGUUGACGGGUGAUGUUGUGCAUAUUGAUUUGGGCAUUGCAUUUGAUGCGGGGAAACUGUUGGCCAUUCCAGAGAUUGUUCCUUUCCGAUUGACUCCUGAUUGGAUUGAUGGUAUGGGAGUGUGUGGAAUCAACGGUCCAUUUAUUCGUUCUUGCAAUUUUACUUUAAGUGUUCUGCGAGAUGAAAUUUCGAGUUUUGAUACCAUUUUGAAUGUGCUUCGUCAUGAUCCUCUACAUAGCUGGACCUUCCGACCAGGCAAGUUUAAGGGUGGGAAAAACCAGGCCCAUGAGAUUGAGUUCAAUGAGUUUUUGGGUAACGGUGCCUCGAUUGAAGGAGGAGAGUUUGAUCGUGUUUUAGGGGCAGUUCGCAAGAAACUGUCAAAAGAGUUAACUGUGGAGACUGAAGUUUGGAAUUUGAUUCAUCAAGCAAGCGAUCCCGACAAUUUGGCGCUGAUGUUUAGAGGAUGGGCUGCAUAUUAUUGA
This is a messenger RNA of Magnusiomyces paraingens, 8643 nucleotides long. RefSeq lists its product as uncharacterized. Gene Ontology annotation, cellular component: nucleus. NCBI's taxonomy places the organism in Eukaryota, Fungi, Ascomycota, Dipodascomycetes, Dipodascales, Dipodascaceae. Gene Ontology annotation, molecular function: protein serine/threonine kinase activity; protein binding. The record is from RefSeq and is a predicted model, not a curated record. The transcript has 5 exons. Gene Ontology annotation, biological process: DNA damage checkpoint signaling; negative regulation of TORC1 signaling; protein phosphorylation. Bases 1 to 8643 code for a protein of 2880 amino acids.